Messenger RNA from Lactuca virosa, 2330 nucleotides. Lineage: Eukaryota; Viridiplantae; Streptophyta; Magnoliopsida; Asterales; Asteraceae. The record is from the annotation of a GenBank genome assembly.
AUGUCGGGUGUUAGGGCAGGAAACGUGAUAGCAGUGUACAUAUGGGCACCUGAAGAAGAAGGUCAUUAUUACCCUGGAAGGGUAUCAAGAUGGUGGCUAAAACAGAGUUUGGCUUUAUUGGAUUCGUCUUUGAAAAACCUUGGCACUUCUCUUGUUACCAAGAGAUCUACUGAUAGCGUUUCUUCUCUUCUUGAGAUUAUCAAAUCCACUGGUGCUACUCAGCUGUUUUUCAAUCAUUUAUAUGAUCCGUUGUCUCUGGUUAGGGAUCACAGAAUGAAGGAGAUUUUAACAAGUAAUGGGAUAUCAGUGCGUUCAUUUAAUGCGGAUUUAUUAUAUGAACCAUGGGAAGUUCUUGAUGACGAAGGUCGUCCAUUCAAUACAUUUACACAAUUUUGGGACAGGUGUCUUAGCAUGCCUUAUGAUCCUGAAUCUCCACAACUCCCACCAAAAAAGAUAAUCUCAGGCGAUUUAUCAAAGUGUGGUUCGGAAACAUUAAUAUUCGAGGACGAAUCCGAGAAAGGAAGCAAUGCACUUCUAGCCCGGGCAUGGUCACCGGGCUGGAGCAAUGCGGAUAAAGCCCUGGCGGCUUUCAUCAACGGGCCACUCCUCGAAUACUCCAAAAACCAUAGAAAAGCCGAUAGUGCCACCACAUCAUUCCUAUCUCCUCACCUCCAUUUUGGCGAACUUUCUGUACGAAAAGUCUUUCAUUUAUUACGAAUCAAACAAGUCCUUUGGGCCAACGAAGGUAACACCACAGGUGAAGAAAGCGUAAAUUUAUUCCUUAAAUCCAUCGGGCUUCGGGAAUAUUCAAGGUAUAUGAGUUUUAAUCAUCCGUAUAGUCACGAAAGGCCUCUUUUGGGGCAUUUGAAGUUUUUUCCAUGGGUGAUAGACGAGGGGUAUUUUAAGGCGUGGAGACAGGGUCGAACGGGUUACCCGUUGGUUGAUGCGGGUAUGAGAGAGUUAUGGGCCACGGGUUGGCUCCAUGAUAGGAUACGGGUCGUGGUGGCCAGUUUUUUUGUGAAGGUUUUACAGUUACCAUGGAGAUGGGGGAUGAAGUAUUUUUGGGAUACGCUUUUGGAUGCGGAUCUUGAGAGUGAUGCUUUGGGUUGGCAGUAUAUUACGGGUACUUUACCCGAUGGCCGUGAAUUUGAUCGUAUCGAUAAUCCACAGUUUGAGGGCUAUAAAUUUGACCCGAAUGGGGAAUACGUAAGAAGAUGGCUACCGGAACUUGCUAGACUACCGACGGAAUGGAUUCACCACCCAUGGGAUGCACCGGAAUACGUCCUUCAAGCCGCUGGAAUCGAGCUAGGGUCCAAUUACCCUCUCCCGAUUGUAAAAAUGGAUGAGGCAAAAGCCCGAUUACAAGAAGCGCUUACUCAAAUGUGGCAGCACGAAGCGUCUUCUCGAGCGAUUCUGGAAAACGCAAUUGAAGAAGGGCUUGGAGACUCGUCGGAAACUGCUCCGAUUGCUUUCCCUCAAGACAUGGAGAUGGAGAUGGACGAGAAUACGCUGAGGACGAACCCUACGACCACCACGAUCCGUCAUUACGAAGACCAAAUGGUUCCGAGUAUGACGACGUCGUUGUUUAGGGGAGGGGAAGAGGAAUCGUCUUCAGAAAUUGGAAAUUUUAGGGAAGAUAGCAGGGCGGAAGUUCCGAUUAAUCAAGGCGGAGAUGGAGAUGGAGAGGGUCAAACGGUGAGGACGGGUAAUAUGCAGCCACCGAUUGAUAUCACGAGGGCAUUGAGAAUUACGGAUGAUUUGCCGGCGGAUUCUUCCAACAGUUCGAGUUCAAGUUCGAGGGAAAGAGAUGGGGGUGUUGUGCCUGUAUGGUCGCCUUCCACUUCUAGUUUUUCGGAGACGUUUGUUGGUGAAGAUAGUUCUUAUUUGCAGAGGCGUACGCAAUCUCAUCAAUUAAUCAACAACUGGAGGCGGCUUUCGCAAACCGGGUGAUCUGUGUUUGUGAAUGCGAGAAGGUGGAAGCUUGAAGAUGGUAGGUGCUAUAUCAGAUGAUCGUGGGUCUUCAUUUUCCGAUCUGACCUGAUCCAACGGUGGACGAUCUGUGGGCAGAAAUUCAGAUUUUUUGAAACCGAAAGAUAAAGCAUCUUUGCUUCUUUUAGUUCUGUGUUGUGGUUAUGCUGUAUAGUAACUGGUAGUGAUGUGGUAUAUAACUUGCAUGCAUCUACGUGUAUAUAUGUUAUAUAUACGUAUAUGUGAUAUGUAUAUGUAUAAGUAUGUGUUUAUGUUCAUUAUCAUCUUUGUAGUCAGGGUUGUAUUUUAGCACGUUGACCAAUCUUGUAUUGUUGUGUGCUAAAAAUGUAGGAAUUGUGGCA